This is a messenger RNA of Lottia gigantea (owl limpet), 471 nucleotides long. RefSeq lists its product as hypothetical. The record is from RefSeq and is a predicted model, not a curated record. The transcript is spliced from 2 exons. NCBI's taxonomy places the organism in Eukaryota, Metazoa, Mollusca, Gastropoda, Lottiidae. Bases 1 to 471 code for a protein of 156 amino acids.
AUGUCGGCACCAACCAAUCCAAGAGUUUCUAAAACUAAAAGGAAAUCCAGAUUACCUUUGAGUACUAAUUCUAAGAAGAAAAGGUCAAAUGGUGGAUCUAGUAACAUCGCUGAAGGAUCUAGUAGUUCUGUUGGUGGAUCUACAGUUGAUGAUGGUGGACUUCAUGUAUGCAGUCUCUCCCAAGAAGCCGAGGAUAGAAUUGUGGAUAAACUCUUUAAUAAACUUUCAAACCAUGGUCUUCUUCAAACUUCGGCAGUUAGUGAAGUGGUAUCCAAUCAACAAGCGGGGGCUGUAUCAUCUGAAGAUAUACCGUCUACCCUAUCUUCGGAUGGGAAUAUAUCAGAACGAGACUUCCUAGUGCGUGGUUUCCAGGAAGGUUUUCGGAUUCCGUUUAAUGGCGAAAGAAAUUCCGUGUGUCUAAAAAUCAUAAUUCUUGUCAUCAAAAUGAAGAGGCAUUCGUUCAGAAAUUAG